AUGCCUUCUGCUCACAAAGGCAAAGGCAAGGGGCGCGACGUGCGACCGCCGCGCAGCCGCAACACCACCCCGAGCUCCAGCUUCAAUACCGUCCCGACCAGCACUCCUCACCCCCCCUCGACCUACAUCAAUAAUGAUACAUCGAAGUUCAUCAUCCCCACGACCGUACAAUAUUCAGAGAUCCUCGAGCGAAUGGGCGGGGUCGGGCCCAUUCCCGAUUCCAAGUCCCUCGAAUCGCUGGUGGAACAUUUAAAGGUCCUGGGUGAUCUGGCAGAGGCCCGCGGUGAUGCCUGCAACGCCGGCAUUCGGGAGCUAUCCCAAAAACGCAAGGAGGUGGUGGAAGACCCGGAACCUUUCGAAACCGACCGUCCAAAGAUGAAACGGGAGGCCGACGAGGAAGAGGACAGCCCCAAGGCAUUCAAAGGUGGCAAGUUGAAGAAGCGGAAAGAACGGGGCAGCAGUUCGAGGGAGGACCGUCCGUUGAACCAUGGGGCGCACGAGCUUGCGCGACAAGACGGCGCGGGGGUGAAGCCAGAAGGUGUAACUUCCCCGGCAUCCAAAAAGUCGAGGAAGGCCGCCUCCGAAGACACCUCCUCCUUGUCGCCUCCGUCGCCAGGAUCCCCGAAACCCGAAGCAGACGCGGCCGACGGUGCAGCGGCGGCUGAAUCGCCAGGGUCGGAUGAUAGCUCAGACUCGCAUCAGCCGGAGCCUGCCCCCGCCGUGCCCCAGGUCCAGGUGUUCGGCCCGAACCCGCUCAAAUUCGAUGAUCCGACCGUUUAUGAGAUCCGAGAUGUCACGCCGGACAUGACCGACGAUCAGAAGAAGGAGAUUUACUGCGUCAAUCGUUUCCCCAAGACCGACCUCGUUCACCUCAUGGCUGGGAUUCCGCCGGAUCGGGACUUCAGCAAUGCCAAACCUACGAAUCAGGUCUCUGCCAACACGUUUCUAGCCUAUAUCGAGCCAUAUGUCCGCCCUUUGAUGGAGGAGGAUAUUGCAUUUCUGAAAGAGAAGGGCGAUCGAUCAACCCCGUUCAUUAUGCCCAGACGCGGCAAAAAGCACUACACCGAGAUCUGGGCCGAGGAGGACGGAAUGAUGAGCAUUGACCAAACCAACGGCGACAAAGAACGCCUGCCACUAAACCAAGGCCGCGGCAACAUCGACCAAGUGACCGACGACACCGUCGAAACCGACAAAGUGUCCGUGGGCCCGCUGGUCAGCCGGCUCUACUCGCUCCUCCGGUACGAGCACCGCCCGGCGUCGGACGAGAGCACCAACACCAACGGCACCGUCAACGGGGACCUCCCCAACGGAGCCCUCAACGGCGGCGACUCCAUGGACCUCGACGCCCAAAUCGGUGGAGGCAGCGGCGGCGGCGGCGGUGAGCCCUCCUCCGAGACCAAACCCCAACCAUCAGCGACCUCCUUUCCCGACGCCUCCCCCAGCGGAUUCAAAGUGCCCGCCGCCAAACUCGACCACUCGCAGCUCGACGAGCGCCUGAAGGCCGAACUCCGCCACGUGGGCUUUCUCAGCCAAGACGACAACCCGGACUACGACGCCCACUACGACGACGACAUCGCGCAGCGACUCCGCCUCCUCCAAAGCGAGCUCAAAAAGCAGAUGAUCGCCAACAGCGCCCGCAAGGCCCGCCUCCUCGAAAUCGCCCGCGAGCGCAUGGCCUUCCAGGAGUACAUGACCAUCCACGACGACCUGGACUCGCAGGUCCAGCAGGCCUACCUGAAGCGCACCCGCACGCUGGGCAAGAGCAAGAAGGGCGCCCAGGCGAAGCAUCGCCCCGGAGGCGCCGGUGGCGGCAGCCACGUCGUCAGCGCUGCGGGCGUCGGCCGCCCCGCUAUCGGCGACGUGGCGCGUACUCUUCUCGAUCGCCGCAAGCGCUGGCAAGAGUGUAUCGGUCCGGUGUUCAAGGAUUGUAAGACGUCUGUUCCUCGUCAGGAUGAGACGAUCUUUGACCCGGCGAUUAUGGCGGACUAUGAGAAGGCGGAGGUGGAGGGGUGGGAUGAGGAGCAGGAGUGA
Messenger RNA from Aspergillus candidus, 2031 nucleotides. RefSeq names its product histone acetyltransferase NGG1. The transcript has 3 exons. Lineage: Eukaryota; Fungi; Ascomycota; Eurotiomycetes; Eurotiales; Aspergillaceae. Gene Ontology annotation, cellular component: SAGA complex. The record is from RefSeq and is a predicted model, not a curated record. Gene Ontology annotation, biological process: regulation of transcription by RNA polymerase II. Gene Ontology annotation, molecular function: transcription coactivator activity. The coding region runs from base 1 to 2031 and encodes 676 amino acids.